Macaca mulatta (Rhesus monkey) is the source of this 5480-nucleotide messenger RNA. The record is from RefSeq and is a predicted model, not a curated record. Lineage: Eukaryota; Metazoa; Chordata; Mammalia; Primates; Cercopithecidae.
GAUGCCCCGGGCCGGGAGAGCGGGCGCCGGGGUUCGCCCUGAGUCGCGUAGCAGACCCAGCUGCGUCCGCUGCUGCCGAGCUCAGAGCUGCGCACCGCGCCGCCGCCGCGGGUCGGGUUUCCAGCGCUGCUCCCAGGCCACCGCCCAGCCAUGAAGAUGCAUUUCUGUAUCCCGGUGUCCCAGCAGCGGUCCGACGCGCUGGGGGGCCGCUACGUGCUGUACUCCGUGUACCUGGACGGGUUCCUCUUCUGCAGGGUGCGCUACAGCCAGCUGCACGAUUGGAACGAACAGCUAAGGCGGGUCUUUGGAAAUUGCCUGCCACCCUUCCCACCAAAGUACUAUUUGGCAAUGACCACAGCUAUGGCUGAUGAGAGGAGGAACCAACUGGAACAAUAUUUGCAAAAUGUAACCAUGGACCCAAACGUGUUGAGAAGUGAUGUCUUCGUUGAGUUUUUAAAACUGGCACAGCUGAAUACAUUUGACAUCACCCCCAAGAAAGCUUAUCUGGACAUAUUUCUGCCCAAUGAAGAGAGUAUUAACAUCGAAAUUAUAACAUCAGACACUGCUGAAAGAGUCCUAGAGGUGGCAUCACACAAAAUUGGACUGUGUCGGGAGCUCUUGGGCUACUUCGGCCUCUUUCUCAUUCGGUUUGGCAAGGAGGGCAAGCUCUCUGUUGUGAAAAAAUUGGCCGACUUUGAACUCCCUUAUGCUAGUCUUGGAAGUUCUGAAGUGGAACACUGUAAGGUUGGACUCCGAAAGUGGUAUAUGGAUCCAUCCCUCGACUCCAUGCUGAUGGACUGCAGGGCGGCCUUAGAUUUGCUCUACAUGCAGGCAAUACAGGACAUUGAAAAAGAGUGGGCCAAACCCACACAGGCGCAGAGGCAGAAAUUAGAAGCUUUCCAGAAAGAAGACAAUCAAACAAAGUUUUUGGAGCUGGCCCGGGAGGUACAGCACUAUGGAUACCUGCAGCUGGAUCCUUGUACCUGUGACUACCCAGAACCAGGCUCUGGAGUUGUUCUUUCUGUCGGCAAUAACGAGAUCAGCUGCUGCAUCACCCUGCCUGACAGCCAGACCCAGGAUGUCAUUUUCCAGAUGAGCAGGGUGAAGUGCUGGCAGGUCACUUUCCUUGGAACUCUGCUGGAUAUGGAUGGGCCCCAGAGAACUUUCAACCAGAACUUAGAGCUCAGAUUUCAAUACAGUGAGGAUAGUUGCUGGCAGUGGUUUGUUAUUUACACCAAACAGGCUUUUUUGCUGAGUAGCUGCUUGAAAAAGAUGAUCUCAGAAAAGAUGGUAAAGCUAGCUGCUAAGAAUCCAGAAAUGCAGAUUGAAGUUCCGGAACAAAGCAAAAGUAAAAAAUACCACAUUCAACAAAGCCAGGUCUGUGAGUAAAAUUAUGUAAUUGAUAUAUUAUAAUUUUGAUAAAUCUGAUCUUUCUUCCUUUUUAACCAAAGUCAUCCCACUUUCAAUAAUAAGUCAGAAUUCUGUUUCUCAGAAGCUCCUCUAUGUAGAUUGGGCCAAUUGGAAGGCCAUCACAAAAAUAUAGUAUUUUUAUUGUAGCACCCCAUAGCACUACCAAGAAUUUUUACAUAGAAAAUUUCCAAGAGAAACACAGAAUUUCCUUGGUGAUUUUUUUUGUACACCCCAUGCAUUUUUUUGGAGGCAACUCUCUUUCUAGUUUGUAUAUGUUACAUAUCUAGUAUAUUUUGGCCUCAUAGGUUUUCUGCAGUAUACUCUGUAUAAAGUAACUUUUAAGUUUAUAAAAUACUUUUUUGAGCAUUUAGGUCUGCUGUGCAGAUAAUAAAAGAAAAAAAUCACAAUCAAUGGCAUUUUUGAGCACUCAUUAUUGCCAGGCAGUAUUCUAAGCACUUUUAUGUGAAUUAACACAUUCCUCACAGCCCUGUAAAUAAGUUGAGGAAAUUAGGGCACAGAGAGGUUAUGUGACUUGCCAAGGUUGCACAGCCAUCAAUGAUGGAAGGAAGCAGGCAGUCUGACCCUGGAACUGUGCCCUUAACUAACUGUGCUCUUACUAACUCUUCCUUUCUAAGUCCAAAUCCUAGUGUAGAUGAAUGAAAGAAAAGUGACUUCUAAGUAGCAUUUGAAUGGGAUUUCUUAUUGCUCCAGCACCUUCACAGAGACUGGUGUGUAUGUAAGCAUCCUUAGUGUAUAUGUACAGUAUUUAUAAAUAUGUAAGUAUAUAAAGUCCUUUCUUGAAUGAAUACAGUCAGGGAAAAAUAAACUAGCAUAAAUGCAAAGCAUUCUCCUUCAUAAUCACAGCAUUUCUGGCUGGUUGGAUAGAGAGAGGAGAUAGGAACUCUACUGCUUACCGGCUAUGUGUCGUUAGGCAGAUCCAAAACCUAACUGCACCGCACUUCCAUUUCUUUAUCUGUAAGAUGCAGAUGGUAAUCACUUCAUCAUUUUAAUGCACCCAUUUUAGCAGCAUGCCGACAGCAUGGAGCUGUGGUUCUCAACUUUGGCUGCACAUUGGAAUCACCUGGGGACCUCUAAAAACCAAUACUUGAGUCCCACCCUCAGAAAUCGGGAAUUAAUUGGUCUGAGGGGCCUGGGCAAUGGAAUUUUUAAAAGCUCCCCAAGUGGUCCUAUUAUACAACCAGACUUGGAACCAUUAUCCUAGAACACCAGUUCUCAGUGUGUGGUCCCUGGACCAACAGCAUCUGUAUCACGUGGAUCUUAUUAGAAAUUCAAAUUCUCAGGCCCCAAACCUACUGGAUCAGCAGCUCUGGGGGAAGACCGCAGCAAUCUCUUUAACACGCCCACCAGACAAACCUGAUGCAUGUUCAAGUUUGAGAGCCACUGUCCUAGAACAACAGAUAACACUCAGCACAACUGUGAUCAGUUCAGCUGUCCUCUCAGAUGAGUGGUAACUCUAAUCCAGGCCAACUACCUCAUGCUGUGACUAGGACCAGCAGGUCAGAAAGAGACCUAAUGUCCAACUAUAUUGAGUUUUAAUUUAUUUUGCAAACCCUUAUAUAGACCUUAUCCUGAGCCAUGAACUGCUAUAAUUACUUUUUAUGUAUAACUCUUUUAAUCCCAGUAAACAACCAAAGCACUGUUGUUAUCCACAUAGAGAACUGAAACACAGAAAGGUUAAGUCACUUGCUCAAGGUCACACAGUCAGUUAACAUCAGAGCCAGUAUUUGAACCCACGCAGUCUUUAUUCAUUGUUUAACAAAUAAAAUUAGUUUGUUGCUUUAACCACUCGGGAGUGAGGGCCCUCUGUCAAAACAAAUCCCUCGUAGAAAAAAAAAUUGUAGCCCACCUGCCCAUUGAGGGGCUCUGCAGCUUUUUUUCACUUUCCGCUUUCCAUAACCCUGUCUUUGAGAUUUCUUAAGUACCGAAGGCAAAUUACUCAUUAAAGAUUUGCGGUAACCCUAACCUCUAAAACGUGUUAAGUGUAAUAUAUAUAUAUAUAUUUUUAAGUGAGACAGAGUCUCACUCUCUCGCCCAGGCUGGAGUAUGGUGGUGUGAUCUCGGCUCACUGCAACCUCUGCCUCCCAGGUUCAAGCUCAGCCUCUUGAGUAGGUGGGAUUAGAGGCGCACACCACCAUGUCCGGCUAGUUUUUGUAGUUUUGGUAGAGACAGGGUUUCACCAUGUUGGCCAGGCUAGCCUUGAACUCCCGGCCUCAAGUGAUCCACCGCCUCAGCCUCCCAAAGUGCUGGGAUUACAGGAGUGAGCCACUGUGCCAGGACUCUUUUUUUUUUUUUUUUUCUUGAGACGGAGUGUCACUCUGUCACCAGGCUGGAGUGCAGUGGCACAAUCUCGGCUCACUGAAACCUCUGCCUCCAGGGUUCAAGCAAUUCCCCUGCCUCAGCCUUCUGAGUAGCUGGGACCACAGGCGCCAGCCACCACGCCUAGCUAAUUUUUUUGUAUUUUAGUAGAGACGGGGUUUCACCAUGUUGGCCAAGAUGGUCUUGAUCUCCUGACCUCGUGUUCCGCCUGCCGCCUGCCUUGGCCUCCCAAAGUGCUGGGAUUACAGGCGUGAACCACUGUGCUCGGCCGCCCAGCCUCUUUUUUAAAGUUUGUGUUUGUGUGGAAUGUGCACUAAAGAUUUUGGGCAAAGUUAAAAAUGGAAAGUUGCAUGGCUUUAAGGGGGAAAGAGGCAAGACAGGUAGAGUUAAAUGUUACCUGGGUGACAUCACAGGGCCCCAAAAGAUGCUCAGGACACAUCAAACCAGUAGGCGGCGCUCUUCUCAGCCCUAACGAGUGUUUUUACAGUCACCCCAAAAUAAAGCUUCUACAGAAUAAAACUGUUUAAAAUAACCGUUGCUUAUACAAAUAUAAUCUUUCUGUUGCCCUUUCAGUACUAUUUUAACCUCUGUGAUUUUGUUAUUGUUAUGGAAAUGAUUUCCUUUCAUUUACAUUUCUGACCUCUGUUUACUUCACAGCAGAAAGACUAUUCUAGUUUUCUAUCAAGAAAAAGCAAGAUUAAGAUAGCUAAAGAUGACUGCGUUUUUGGGAACAUAAAGGAAGAAGACCUCUGAAGAAAACUCUCAUAUUUUAAAAAUCCUUGGAGGCUAUCUUAAGACAGUGAAAGAACUUGGGGAUUCAGGUGGGCUACCUACCAUCAAUGGAGGAAAUUUGACCUCUUCCCAUUGUUUUGGCAUUAAGAUAGACUGUAUUCAUCAAGAUAUUAUACCACAGCACUCUAUGGAAAUCUCAAGAUUAGAAAAAAAGGAACCAUGUUAUAGAGUUAGUUUUUAUUUUAUUUUUGCACUUCGUCAUGACCGUAUAGAGUUUGUUUUUAAUGUCUCAUAAAUGACAAGUGGCAAAUUCAAAUCAACUCAUAUGAAGCUCAUUCUAUUUUUUCUCUAAAAUACAUGUUUAUGUGGCUUCAUGAAGUCUUUUAGGUGUUCUGGAUUUACAUAAAUGAAAGUCUCAUAAAAUAUCAUAAAUGUAUUUUGGGUCAAUUUCUAAAGAUGUGACUCUUCAAUGGAGGAAAAUAUGGCUCUAAGAAGUGGAAUCACUGAAAAAGAAACCUGGGUUUCUCUGAUCUAUCCACACAGAUUUAGAGCAAGGAGGUGAUGAAAUACUGAUUUGUUUCCUCACAGCAGUCUGAGCCUACCAAUAUGGAUGUAGUCAAAGUAAAAGGCUACCCCGUUCUCUGCUUGACCAUUGUUAUGAUUGUAUUCUGUCCUUAGAGUACUGAAAGCAGUUCGAUAAUCAACAUGCUAUUUGGAAUGUUUUAAUUUGGAAAGCAGUAAGGCCCUGCACCUGAUAUCAGAUACCUUAUAAGUCUCUUAGCUUUAAAACUAUGUAUACUUUCUCACAAGGUUUUUCCUUAUCUAGCUUCAUUUCUCUCAUGGUAAUUAAUGUAAUUAUGUAUAGAAUUAAGACCACAAUAAAGGAGAUGAUCAGAGGAAUCUGUAUAGUGUAAUUAGAAAAAGUGCAAUAUUCUAAUGUUCUAACUGGGGUGUACACCUAAUUAUAUAAUAAAUACAAAAUAAUUCUAGUGAAUAUAAAA